Messenger RNA from Xenia sp. Carnegie-2017, 1391 nucleotides. Its product is annotated as transmembrane protein 64-like. NCBI's taxonomy places the organism in Eukaryota, Metazoa, Cnidaria, Anthozoa, Malacalcyonacea, Xeniidae. The record is from RefSeq and is a predicted model, not a curated record.
CGUGCCGUUCCGUAGAUUGUCUCUUUUAAUCCCAUCACAUCAUAAAAUUGAGAAGACCGUAAAAGUUCGUUUCUUUUAUUUCGACCAAGGUUAAACCUAUCUUUUAUCGUAAAGACUUCUUUAACACUGGAGAUUUCACGUUAAUUUUAACUUGUUAGGAAAAUGUUUAUGUUAGCCAGAUAUGAUUUAAAAAGGUAGCGACAAAUUUUUUCAAGAAGCUCGAAGACACCCAAAGUGCCCAUGAAAAUGGGUCACAAGUGCACAGAGCAUAUUCAAUCCCAGGCACAGAAAUGUUUGGGUGAAACUACAAAGUUUGAUCAGGUCAUUGGUGGUGUGAAGCGAUGCUCAUGUCUACAGGAAAGUCGAUGCAUUCAUGUCUCAGGAUCAUUCAUUUUCUUAUUAAUUUUGGUAGCAGUUUUAGUGAUAUUCUGUCGUGAUCAUUUAAAAGACAUCAUUGAAUGGGUUGAAAACCUGCAGAAAUGGCAAGGAGCUCUACUAUUUAUUGUUAUGUUCACUAUAGUAUCAUUUCCAAUGGCAUGGGGUUACAUUGUACUUAACGUAGCUGCUGGUUACCUUUAUGGAUUUUGUAUAGGUCUAGCUGUUGUAAUUUCGUCUGUGUUCAUAGGAAUAUUGGUAUCAUUUCAAGUCUGUCGACUUUGUCUUAGAGAUUUUGUCCGAAAGCGUUUAGACUCUGAAAAUUUAUUAGCUGUUGUGAGAGUUGUCGAAGGCAAGAAAGGUUUUCGUGUUAUUGCACUCUCAAGACUUACUCCUUUACUUGGAUUGCAAAAUGGACUUUUGCGGUAAAUUACAAAUAUUAGCUUGACUAAAUGUUUAUCAGCUUCGUUAGUUGGCUUGCUUCCCACUCAAGCCAUGAAUACAUACAUGGGAAGCACAUUGCGUUCAGUAGAAGAUGUGAUCAGUGAACAUUCCGGCAACUAUGUCAUUUUGGUUCUACAAGUUAUUGUUACCAUAGGAUUAUCUGUUUAUGUGAUUAGAAAAGCAAGAAAGUAUUUGAACAAAGCUUGCCGCGAGAGUGAAGUUGAGAUGAUGUUAGAUAGAAGCGAAGUUGUCACAUCUAUACCAAAUUAUUUAGAUUUACCAUUACAAAAAGAAUCAAUUGUCAAUGGUGGAAAUGUUGUAAGUAAUGGUCAUAUUCCUAAUGGUCAUGCUGGCAAACAUGGACACAGAAGAGCACAGUCUCGUCCUAUUGUUGCCAUCCAUGAGUUGAAUGAAGAUAAUGAUAAACUAUCCUCUUGAAGACUGUUUUGAUAUUUUAUUUCACUUCAUUGUUUAAGUGAAGAUUUGGUAAAUAUGAUUGAUAAACAUGAGAUUUUCUAUUAUGCACAUUACAAAAUUAUACAUUUUCAAUUAUAAGUUGGUAUACAACUGCA